AGUGAUUUGUUUAAAUCAUUUUAAAUCGUAGUGAGAAGAGGCCCGCCAGAAUCAAUGAGUACCAUAUGCUGGAACUGUCGUGGGUUGGGCAACCGACGAACAGUUCAGGAAGUGGCAGAAUUAAUUUCUGCCAAGAAGCCCGAGUUUGUGUUCCUUAUGGAAACCAAAGGUUCUCGUGUUGCUGCGGAAGAGCUGCGUGUUCGUAUUGGUUUUCAUGGUCUUUUUGUUGUGGAUAGUGUGGGUAAGAGUGGUGGCCUUGCUAUGCUUUGGCGUUCCAACCAUACUGCGCGUCUUAUUAGUUAUUCCCGUUUUCAUGUUGAUAUUGAGGUUUUGUCUCUGCACUCCUCAUCUUGGCGUCUCACUGGUUUUUACGGCAACCCAAGAAGAGAUCAGCGACACUUUUCUUGGGACCUUCUCCGAUCCUUACGCGAUAAAUCUUCCCUCCCGUGGUUAGUCAUUGGUGAUUUUAACGACCUGUGUUGGGCUGCUGAGAAGCGAGGAGGUGAACCACAUCCUCAGGCUUUAUUUGAAGGUUUUGUGAGGGUUCUUGAUGAUUGUAAUUUAUUCGAUAUCAGUAUGCAAGGUUAUCCUUUCACGUGGGAAAGAGGAUGGGGCAAAGAGUGGUGGGUUGAGGAAAGAUUGGACCAGGCUGUGGCUAAUGGGGCUUGGCGUAUACUCUUUCCACAAGCAGGUGUUUUCAACAAUCUCAUGCGGACGUGUGAUCAUUCAGCACUGUAUCUUUGUUUGGACACUGUCUCUUUGCAACCGGUAAAGAGACAAUUCAGAUUUGAGAAUACUUGGGUUCGGGAUGAGAGUUAUCAGGACGCUCUCAAAGCCGCAUGGGGAGGAACAUGUUCUGUGCCCUUCUUGGCUCGGCUUGAACAGUGUGGUAAGGAUCUCAAGACUUGGGGUGGUUAUCUUUUCCAGAAGUUUGGGAAACGCAUUAAAGAAUUGAAGAGUGUGGUGGAGAGGUGGAGGGGGCGUAGGGACCCGGAGGGUUUAAAGGAAUUUCUUGAAGCAGAUAAGGAGCUACAGAAGGUGCUGGACCAGGAGGACAUUUAUUGGCGUCAAAGGGCAAAACAGCACUGGCUUCGCUCUGCUGAUUCCAACACCCGCUUUUUCCAUCAGUAUGCUUCUCACCGUAAACAAAAGAAUUGGCAGACACGGGAGACUUUGCGAAAGUUAAUUUUCUCUUUCUAUGAAAGGCUGUUUAGCACUGAGGGAGGGGUUUGGCAACUUCUGAGAGUUGAUAUUUUUCAAAUUGGGGCAUUGUCUUUUGAAGCUUGGUUCCAAGGGGUUACUUGCUCUACCUCAAGCCUUGAACUUCAGAAGAUAUCUUGGACUAUCUGGUCAAUUUGGAAAGCCCGUAAUAGAGCUGUGUGGGAACAUAUGGUACAACAUCCAAGGUCUACGAUUGUGCAGGUGGAGGCUUUUCAACGGGGGUGGACUGAUGCGGCUACCUCUUUGAAGAGUGGAGGUUCUGUUGUUGCAGUUCCAGGUGCUGUUUUCCAACCCAACACUGCUGUGACAGGGGGUGAGUUGUGCUUUGUGGAUGCUGCUGUUUUCCCACAGUCUGAAGCCAUGGCAUGUCGUGAGGCAUUACUCUGGUUGAAAGGUAAGAGGAUUCGUGCAUUCAAGCUUUUCUCUGAUUGUCUUCAAUUGGUCACGGCUAUUGAGCAAUGGGAUCGUGGCCCCUUUUCUUCAUAUCUUGGUAAAGGGGUGGAUGAAAACAUACUCCUCACCCAAGAGAUGAUCCAUUGUCUAGACAAUGCAUCUGGUAAUGCCAACAUUGCUAUCAAGGUGGAUUUUGCCAAGGCUUUUGACAGAAUCUCCUGGGGAGUUUCUUGAGAAAGUUCUCAGCUCUUUUGGCUUCUCUCACUUAUCCAGUAAACUGCUCUUAUCUACUCUUAAGGCAACUUUCUUCUCCAUCCUCAUUAAUGGAUCACCACACGGUUUCUUCAUGAUGAUGAGAGGGGUCAAACAAGGAGACCCCCUCUCCCCCCUCCUCUUCAUUAUUGGAAAUGAAGGUUUAAGUAGGUU
Molecule: messenger RNA, 2040 nt
Organism: Cuscuta campestris
Lineage: Eukaryota; Viridiplantae; Streptophyta; Magnoliopsida; Solanales; Convolvulaceae
Source: the annotation of a GenBank genome assembly